This is a messenger RNA of Alexandromys fortis (reed vole), 2360 nucleotides long. It is a transcript of the gene Dars1, whose product is annotated as aspartyl-tRNA synthetase 1. Gene Ontology annotation, biological process: aspartyl-tRNA aminoacylation. The transcript is spliced from 16 exons. NCBI's taxonomy places the organism in Eukaryota, Metazoa, Chordata, Mammalia, Rodentia, Cricetidae. The coding region runs from base 148 to 1653 and encodes 501 amino acids. The record is from RefSeq and is a predicted model, not a curated record. Gene Ontology annotation, cellular component: cytosol; cytoplasm; aminoacyl-tRNA synthetase multienzyme complex. Gene Ontology annotation, molecular function: aspartate-tRNA ligase activity; RNA binding; ATP binding.
UAUUUCGAAGCCAAGCUCGCACGCGGUGUCUGAGAGAUUCAAGCCGGGGCUGGGAGGGCGAGCCGGUGCGGGAGGGAGACGCCCUUUUUUCUGCCGUCGGAAGCCAGCGAGGGAGGGUGGUACCCACUCCCCCAGUCCAGUGUCCUGAUGCCCAGCGUCAACGCCAGCCGCAAGGGUCAGGAGAAGCCGCGGGAGAUCGUGGACGCGGUGGAAGAUUAUGCCAAAGAGAGAUAUGGGAUAUCCUCUAUGAUACAAUCACAAGAAAAACCAGAUAGAGUUUUGGUUCGAGUUAAAGACUUGACAGUAGAAAAGGCUGAUGAUGUUGUAUGGGUCCGUGCACGAGUUCAUACAAGUAGAGCAAAAGGGAAGCAAUGCUUCUUAGUCCUGAGGCAGCAGCAGUUUAAUGUCCAGGCUCUUGUGGCAGUGGGAGAGCACGCAAGCAAGCAGAUGGUUAAAUUUGCUGCCAACAUCAACAAAGAAAGUAUUAUUGAUGUGGAAGGCAUUGUGAGAAAAGUAAAUCAGAAAAUUGGAAGCUGUACACAGCAAGACGUUGAGUUACAUGUCCAGAAGAUUUAUGUGAUCAGUUUGGCCGAACCUCGCCUGCCCUUGCAGCUGGAUGAUGCUGUUCGGCCUGAAGUGGAAGGUGAAGAGGAAGGAAGAGCUACUGUUAACCAGGAUACACGAUUAGACAACAGAGUCAUUGAUCUUAGGACAUCAACUAGUCAGGCUGUCUUCCGUCUCCAGUCCGGCAUCUGCCAUCUCUUCCGAGAAACAUUAAUUAACAAAGGUUUUGUGGAAAUCCAAACUCCUAAAAUUAUUUCAGCUGCCAGUGAAGGAGGAGCCAAUGUUUUUACUGUGUCCUAUUUUAAAAAUAAUGCCUACCUUGCUCAGUCCCCACAACUGUAUAAGCAGAUGUGCAUCUGUGCUGAUUUUGAGAAGGUUUUCUGCAUUGGACCAGUUUUUAGAGCCGAAGACUCCAAUACCCAUAGACAUCUGACUGAAUUUGUUGGUUUGGAUAUUGAAAUGGCUUUUAAUUAUCAUUACCAUGAAGUUGUAGAAGAAAUUGCUGAUACCUUGGUGCAAAUAUUCAAAGGACUUCAAGAAAGGUUUCAGACUGAAAUUCAAACUGUGAAUAAACAGUUCCCAUGUGAGCCCUUCAAAUUUUUGGAGCCAACUCUAAGACUGGAGUAUUGUGAAGCUUUGGCUAUGCUUAGAGAAGCAGGAGUUGAAAUGGGAGAUGAGGAAGAUCUAAGUACACCAAAUGAAAAGCUGUUGGGUCGUUUGGUGAAGGAAAAGUAUGAUACAGACUUUUAUGUUCUUGAUAAAUAUCCAUUGGCUGUAAGACCUUUCUAUACCAUGCCUGACCCAAGAAAUCCUAAACACUCCAACUCUUAUGACAUGUUCAUGAGAGGAGAAGAAAUACUGUCUGGAGCACAAAGAAUACAUGAUCCUCAGUUGCUAACAGAGAGAGCUUUGCACCAUGGAAUUGAUUUGGAGAAAAUCAAAGCUUACAUUGAUUCCUUUCGAUUUGGAGCCCCUCCUCAUGCUGGUGGAGGCAUUGGGUUGGAAAGAGUGACAAUGCUGUUCUUAGGAUUGCAUAAUGUACGUCAGACAUCGAUGUUCCCUCGUGACCCCAAACGACUCACGCCUUAAACCACACUUUUUAUUCUCUCUAGUAAUCUGCUGUUGAUCAGGUUACACCUGAGGUAGUUAAGAUAUGCAGUAAAAUAACUGUCUUACUAAAGUGCCACGAUUCUUUUUUAAAUACUUCAGUACAAAUUAACUUAAGAAAAAACAUUUUGAACUUCAGAUAUAUUUCAGUAGGACAUGCUUGAACAUUUUAAUAGAACUUUCUAUGGUGAAAAUCUGUAGUCUAUCACUAUAGAAAAUGUUAAGGAGACUUUUAAGCAGUUUAAGAUUGUAUAAUUUUUUUCUUUUUUUUUUUUUUUUUUUUCGAGAUAGGGUUUCUUUGUGGCUUUGGAGCCUGUCCUGGAACUAGCUCUGUAGACUAGGCUGGUCUCGAACUCACAGAGAUCCGCCUGCCUCUGCCUCCCGAGUGCUGGGAUUAAAGGCGUGCGCCACCAUUGCCCGGCUUUUUUUCUUUUCUAUAUUAUGGUAGCCACAUACUAAUAUCCUAAAUUUUCAGUAUUUGUACUUUUAAAUGAUGACAUUGAGAAAAAGAAAUUGGAGAAAUAACCAAGAUUUUAACAUAUAUAAGAUAGAUAAGUCACAGAAAAUUAGAGUAUGAGUUUAAAGUUAUCUGCAGCAAUCAUGUGAGGCAAGUGAGAACACUGGCUAGAAACAGUAACACCAAAACACUUCAGUUCUGAUGUUGGAAUUCAAUAAAACCCUAAAGCUAA